CGCACGCGAGGAGGAGUCCAGGCGUGGGUUCAAAGCCAGGUUCGCAGAUCACGUGUGAAAGUGGUUUGGGACGAUACAGAGAGAGAGAGAAAACAAGGGCCCAAGCAUGAUCCGAAUCCAGAUCUUGGAGGGGAAAGCUUUUGUGUGGAAUUACGCUGAUGCCCGGCGGAUCCGAGAGGAGCAUCACAUUGUGGGCACACUGGUGGGGGCGUUGGCUCGGAAGCCACGGCAAAACGUGCGGCUGGGGCUUCCCCUACAGCUGCUCCCGGAAGAGGCCCAAUUGCUGGCGGAAAAAGGGUUGGCAGUCCUGUUUAAAACCACGGCAUCCCACCCCCUUGGAGAGGAUACAAGCCAGGAUCCCUCCUCGUCCCUGGAGGUGGCUGCGUACCGAAAAGGGCUAGAGGAGAACUAUCAGGAGCAGCUCAGGCUUGCUGCUGAACAGAGGAAAACUGUACUGGACACUCUUGCCCAACGCAUAGCUGACGGCAGGGCAAAGAAGCGGCGGCAGAAAGAGGAAGGAGCAGAUCCUCCCUUGAAGCCUGCAGAUUUGGAACCCAGUUUUGUGCUUCCCCAAGAAUCUAUGAUGAUCCAACUCCUGACAGAACGGGCCCAGCCAGGCCAGGAAGAGGAGGUGGCCUGGCAUGUGCCCUCCCAAGACUGGCCUUAUGCCGGACAACAGGACCAUGAGAUGCGUUGCUGCAUUUUCCGGAACCUCUGGGAACAGGGCUACUAUGUCACCAGCGGGAGCAAAUUUGGGGGUGACUUCCUCGUUUAUCCAGGCGACCCAAUGCGCUUCCACGCCCAUUACAUUGCCCUCUGCGUUCCUAAAGAUGCAUCCCUCUCCCUGCAUGACAUCAUCAGCGCCGGGCGGCUUGGCACCAACGUUAAGAAGACUGUUCUGCUCUGUUCAGUGGACCAGGAUGGGGCUGCAGUAUAUACAUCCUUGCAGUGGACUGGGAUGCAGUGAGAACGGACUCCCCGGGGGUGGAUGUCCGAGGUUUGCCAUUCCAACCGUAUGGAGGGGCUGAAAUCAUUGGGCUGCAGCAAGAUCAGUCAUCUCAUCUUCCCAUGUUCUGCCUCGCUCACCGUUGACAUUAACAUCACCAUUACGUAAGUGCUUGUUCAUAGGACCCGCAUGUUGGCGGGGGCAAGCACUGCAUACAGAAACAGAGACUGUGGGAGGAAAAACUUAAGACCAUAUUCCUGCAGCAUUAUAAAAGGAAUUUUGCUUUUCGGAGCUGCCUUGAACGAUGUAUUUGUGUCCACUCAGCAUCAGUAAGACCAAAGGGCUCCUGCUGUAUGAAUCAAGAAGCAGGGGGAGGGGAGGUUUGG
Molecule: messenger RNA, 1332 nt
Organism: Elgaria multicarinata webbii
Lineage: Eukaryota; Metazoa; Chordata; Lepidosauria; Squamata; Anguidae
Gene: TSEN34
Product: tRNA splicing endonuclease subunit 34
Exons: 5
Coding region: 107-967 (286 amino acids)
Biological process (GO): tRNA splicing, via endonucleolytic cleavage and ligation; tRNA-type intron splice site recognition and cleavage
Cellular component (GO): tRNA-intron endonuclease complex
Molecular function (GO): nucleic acid binding; tRNA-intron lyase activity
Source: RefSeq, a predicted model, not a curated record